Molecule: messenger RNA, 2091 nt
Organism: Nematolebias whitei (Rio pearlfish)
Lineage: Eukaryota; Metazoa; Chordata; Actinopteri; Cyprinodontiformes; Rivulidae
Gene: gnat2
Product: guanine nucleotide binding protein (G protein), alpha transducing activity polypeptide 2
Exons: 9
Coding region: 230-1282 (350 amino acids)
Biological process (GO): detection of chemical stimulus involved in sensory perception of bitter taste; adenylate cyclase-modulating G protein-coupled receptor signaling pathway
Cellular component (GO): heterotrimeric G-protein complex; photoreceptor outer segment; photoreceptor inner segment
Molecular function (GO): GTPase activity; G-protein beta/gamma-subunit complex binding; GTP binding
Source: RefSeq, a predicted model, not a curated record
AAGAAGUGAAUCUGUGCCGGUGAACGCUUGUGAAUUCAUUUGCGCCUCUGAGACGUUCCAUCUAAUCAAGACAGGCCAGAAAGGCUCAGGUCCUUCCUUUCCAAUCCCCUUCCACUCAAAAAUCUCCUUUCAGCACAAUUAGUGCUGGGCCCAGUUUCUCUGAAGGUGCACACAGAGACCCGUCAAAAUUUCUUUCAUCGAGGACCUUGAAUCUGCGGAGGAAGAAAUCAUGGGUGCAGGAGCCAGUGCUGAGGACAAAAAGUCCAAGGAGCUGGAGAAGCAGCUCCAGGAAGACGCUGAUAAGGAGGCUAAAACAGUCAAACUGCUGCUGCUCGGUGCUGGUGAGUCAGGAAAAAGCACCAUUGUAAAGCAAAUGAAAAUUCUUCAUCAAGGCGGUUACACAAAAGAGGAACAAAUGGAGUUUAGAACAAUCAUCUACGGCAACAUCCUGCAGUCUGCUCUGGCCAUCAUCAGAGGCAUGGAGAUGCUCGGUAUUGACUUCGGCUCGCCCUCAGCACAGGAGGAUGGACAGAAGCUGCAGAACUUGUCAGACUCCAUUGAAGAAGGCACGAUGCCUCCAGAGCUGGCUGAUGUCAUCAAGAAGCUGUGGAAGGACGGCGGCGUGCAGGCCGCCUUCGAGAGAGCUGCUGAGUACCAACUGAACGACUCUGCUGGCUACUACCUCAGUGAAAUGGACAGAAUCUGCCAGCCAGACUACAUGCCCACUGAGCAGGAUGUGCUGCGGUCUCGAGUCAAAACAACCGGUAUCAUCGAAGAACAGUUCUCCUGCAAAGAGCUGCAUUUCAGGAUGUUUGAUGUGGGAGGUCAGAGGUCAGAGAGGAAGAAGUGGAUCCACUGUUUCGAGGGUGUGACUUGCAUUAUCUUCUGUGGAGCUCUCAGUGCGUAUGACAUGGUGCUCGUAGAGGACGACGAAGUGAAUCGUAUGCACGAGUCCCUCCAUCUAUUCAACAGCAUCUGCAACCACAGGUUCUUUGCUUUGACCUCCAUCGUGCUUUUCCUCAACAAGAAGGAUCUUUUUGAAGAGAAGAUCAAGAAAGUUCAUCUGAGCAUCUGCUUCCCAGACUAUGAUGGCCCCAACACGUACGACGAUGCCAGCAACUACAUCAAGACACAAUUCUUGGAUCUGAACAUGAAGAAAGGUCAAAAAGAAAUCUACUCUCACUUGACCUGUGCCACAGACACAAAGAACGUCGAGAUCGUGUUCAACGCCGUGACAGACAUCAUCAUCAAAGAAAACCUUAAAGACUGUGGUCUUUUCUAAGCAGCUCCCGAGAACUUCCCUUUUUGACCUCAACCCCUUACACAUCAACAUUGAAAAAACAAGUGAUGGAGCGCAGGAGAUCCUCAGACUGUUGUGCUUUUGCCAUCGUCUCCAUGCCAAGUUGUGGUCCUCGAAAGCUCCAACAGCAUCCCACCCCGCUCCCCUCCCACGGUUGAUCCCUGCAACGCGCUGCAUGUCCGGCUGGUUUGAAACAAACUAUAUCCACCCCAGCAGCACUGUGAAUUUACAGUUUUCUACCAGAUAAACCGUUUGUUCCCACACCUUAAGGUUUGAAGACACAAAGAUGAAAUAGCUGCUUCUUCGACACUCCGUGUGUCCUUUUAAGUACUUAUUUGUAAAUUAACUUUACCAUUAAAUCCAUCAGGAACAAAUAAAUUAAUUUGAAUAGUUACAUUGCAAUCUUUUGUUUGUUUUUCGAGUGUUGUAGUUUCUGUGAUUCUGGUGUUUAAACUGAAAAGGUUGCUGAGCAAAUACCUCCGAUAUUCCCAAAGCUUGCAGCAUAAUCCAAAUUACAAACCCAAAUGUGCUUGUAUCUAAUCUAAUUAGCGUAAACGUAUUGAAUUCCCUUAACAUUUCAAUGUGAUAAAUAACUGUCACCUCACUGAGCAUGGUAGAGCAGCUUUGUAAAUAAGAGUAGAUAAAUUAUAUUUGAAAAAAAUACAAUUAUAUGGAAAUGUAUGAGAGAGGGAAACUAGAGGGUUGAUGCUUUAUUAUGAAAAAGGAGAGACAAUUUACUGUGUUCUUUCUUAUGAAUUGUAGCGGCAUGAAAUAAAAAUGCAUUAACUUCA